This is a messenger RNA of Pocillopora damicornis (cauliflower coral), 769 nucleotides long. RefSeq lists its product as uncharacterized. Gene Ontology annotation, cellular component: mitochondrion; mitochondrial inner membrane; MICOS complex. The record is from RefSeq and is a predicted model, not a curated record. NCBI's taxonomy places the organism in Eukaryota, Metazoa, Cnidaria, Anthozoa, Scleractinia, Pocilloporidae.
UAAAUAUCAAUGCGGGCGCUUAAAUGUUCAAGAUGGCGCCCAGACGGCCAAGCGAAGAAGAGUUGGGAAGAAAAUGGGAUCGGUGCCUUGUAGAUACAACGUUUAAAACUGUUGGUGGAGCCGUGUUUGGCGGUGUUCUUUCGUUACUGUUCUUCAAAAGGGCUGCAUGGCCUGUUACAUUAGGAAUUGGUGUAGGCCUUGGAGCUGGAUAUUCAAACUGUAGACACCAGUUGUACUGGCAGGGCCCUCCUGGAUCUCCAUUUGGAAGGCCUCAUUGGGGAAGGCCUUUUUGGGGCAGGCCUGGUGAAGGUGGUGAAAGACGACCCUCUUUCAAGGUAGGUUAAGGAACAUGGAAAGAUGUUACAGAUAAGGGUCCAGUUGUUCAAAGGGUGAAUAACAUUAUGCAACAGAUAAAUUGCUAUUUAGCAGAUGGGUGUUAGCAAAACAUAUAGCAUUAUCCACCAGAUAGAGAUUUAUUCAGUGGAUAGUACCAUCCAACAUUUCAACAACCAGGGUAAGGUGCUUUACCAUCAGGACAAAGCACUUUUCUCUUUAUUCUGGUUACUUAGAAACACUGGGAAGUCCUGGCCAAUCAAGGUAUUUUCUUGAUUGCAAAAAACCAUGUCACACCACCCAAUAAAUAUCGCAGUCAGUUUUAUUAAACCCUGUAACUCCCAAGAUCUCAUUAGUGAUUCUCUUUACUGUAUGCCGUAAAAUUCAUAUGAUAUUGGUUUUGAUAAUUUGGAAUUGGAUCAACUAAUAAUCUGGU